Aspergillus steynii IBT 23096 is the source of this 1653-nucleotide messenger RNA. RefSeq names its product putative amino acid permease. Gene Ontology annotation, biological process: amino acid transmembrane transport. The record is from RefSeq and is a predicted model, not a curated record. The coding region runs from base 1 to 1653 and encodes 550 amino acids. Gene Ontology annotation, molecular function: amino acid transmembrane transporter activity. The transcript has 3 exons. Gene Ontology annotation, cellular component: membrane. NCBI's taxonomy places the organism in Eukaryota, Fungi, Ascomycota, Eurotiomycetes, Eurotiales, Aspergillaceae.
AUGAUCUCCGAAAAGACCGACGAUCAGAUCCAGCCCUCGCAUGGCGCCGGAUAUCGCGGGGCCUACGUGGACGACGACCUCCCCGCGUUGAAGGAGGAUGUGCAGCUGAACGUGGGCGGCCGCGGUGCCACGCAGCGCCGCCUGAAGAACUACCAGGUCAACAUGAUCGGGUUCUGCGGUGGUAUUGGCACGGGUUUGUUCGUGGGAACGGGCGCUGCCUACGCCACCGCAGGACCGGCCGGUCUGUUGCUGGCGUAUCUGGUGGUGGGUUUGGUGUUGUGGUGCGUCAUGCAGAGCAUCGCCGAGCUGGCGACGUUGCUGCCCACCGCAGGCUCGUUUCCUCACUGGGCCACUCGAUUUAUUGACCCGGCUGUCGGCUUCUCCCUGGCAAUCUCCUAUGGCUACUGUUAUACGAUCGCGAUCGCCUCCGAAGUGUCGGCCGCCGCCGUCAUCGUGUCCUUCUGGACGGACCUGACGCCCGCCGUGGUGAUCACCGUCGGCCUGGUCUUGAUUCUGGCGAUUAACCUGAUGAGCGUGCGCUUCUACGGCGAGACCGAGGUCGUUGCGGGUGCCAUCAAGAUCCUUUGUUUCCUCGGUCUGGUAAUUGUGUCCAUCGUCAUCACGUCUGGCGGUGGUCCCAACCACGAGACGAUCGGGUUCCGGUACUGGCACAACCCGGGGCCCUGGACGAAUUACAACGGCAUCACGGGCCCCAAGGGUCAUUUCCUCGGCUUCCUCUCGUCGUUUGUCAACGCCUCGUUCAGUUUCGUCGGCGUCGAGACGGUCGUCAUCACCGCCGCCGAAUCUGUCGAUCCGCACUAUGCCAUUCCCAAGGCCGCUCGUCGCGUCACCUUCCGCAUCGCCUUCUUCUACGUCCUGGGCGCGCUGCUCAUCGGCAUGAUCGUGGAUCCUCGCAACGCGGCCCUCGUGUCGGGCUCCGACAAUGCCAACAGUGCUCCGUGGGUUAUUGCCAUCCGACAGGCGGGCAUCAGCGCCCUGCCUUCCAUUGUGAAUGCCUGCAUUCUCGUCUCCGCCUGGUCCGCCGGAAAUUCGUACUGUUGGGUCGGAUCGCGCAUGAUUCUCGCCAUGACGACGGAUCGUCAACUCCCGCAGGUCUUUGGCAAGGUCACCAAGAACGGCGUGCCCUAUGUGGCAGUCAUCGCAUCCUGGUUGUUCGGGCCGCUGGCCUAUCUGAGUCUCGGUUCGGGUGGCGCCUCGCAAGCCUUCACCUGGCUGCUCAAUCUUAGCACCGUCGCCGGCUUGAUCGCAUGGGCGACGCUCUGCUUCUGUUACAUCCGGUUUUACGCCGGGCUCAAGGCGCAGGGUAUCAGCCGCACCACGCUACCCUGGAUGGCUCCGCUGCAGCCAUAUGCCGCCUGGGUCGGAUUCAUUGGAUCGACGAUUAUCACCCUCGUCGCUGGCUUCCCGGUGUUCCUGAAAGGGAACUGGAACACGUCCGACUUUGUCGCUUCCUACAUCGGCAUUCCCAUCUUCAUCGUGCCCAUUCUGGGCUGGAAACUCGUCCAUAAAACCAAGUUCGUCCGCGCCUCCAACAUCGAUUUAUGGUCUGGUCGUCUGCAGGAAGGCGAAAUUAUCGAGCACACCAGCCCGCCGACCAGCGCGUUGGGACGCUUCGUGAACUGGCUCUUCUGA